AUGGCACAGCAAGAGGCGAUCGCCACAAUUCCCCGCCGCGUCAAAAUUAUAGCCGGAGCCGACGCCUUCGGCUGCAACUUGAAAGACACACUCUUAACCCACCUCGGCUCUCUCAACAUCGAAGUGGAAGACCUCGGAACUGAUAAGUACUACUCCGUCGGCGAAGAAAUCGGCCGCCGUGUCAGCCAGGCAAACACCGAUGAUUCCGUCGAGAUCCGUGGCCUAGUGGCUUGUGGCACUGGCGUGGGUGUUGGCAUCUUUGCUAACAAGUUCCCAGGAGUAUACGCCGCCACCUGCCUCACCCCAGAUGAUGCCCUCAAUGCCCGGUCCAUCAAUAAUUGUAAUGUUCUUGCUGUCUCUGGUAUGUCUACUGCCCCUGAAGUUGCUUUAGAUAUUCUGAACACUUUCCUCAACACCCCCUUUAAGGCCCCGUGCCCCGCUUCCGGUUCCAAUCCCUGGCCGGAAGAUAUCCAGUCCUUUUUGGACACUUCUGUCAAAGAAAUGUCUGGAAUUGGGAAAACUCAAAUCGAGAACAAAACUGAUGGUAUUGCUGAUUCUCCGUGUUUUAUUUGCUCCCUGGCGAAAAGCCGGGAUCAAAAGGAGUUUUCGCCUGUGGAUAUAAUGCCUGGUGCGUCCAUGAAAAUUUUGAGGGAGACGCCUACAUCGGCUAUAGUGAGGUUUAAGGCUGGCAGCGUGGAGCCGGCCCAUCAUCAUACCUUUGGAUAUGAUUUGGUGGUUAUAAGUGGGAGUAAAUGUGUGUGGAACUUGACGAAAGGAGAUAAAUAUGAAUUGGGGGUGGGGGAUUACCUGUUUACACAGGCUGGAGACGUGCACAGAGCGAAAUAUUUUGAGGAUACUGAGUUCUUUAUCAAGUGGGAUGGACACUGGGAUUUGUUCUUGGAAGAGGAUGUUGCUGCUGCAAAUGCUGCUAUUGAGAAAGAGGAACAGAAGCUCACUUUCCUUAUGAUCUUAUUACGUGGAACUGUGUGCUUCGAGUGGCAUGUAAUAAAUGCACUUGAAGUUCCUAUUAUAGAGGAUAUGAACAACGUAAUCAUCAAGAAGUGGAAAUUACAAUCUUCUAUGACAAAAAAUAGCAGCUUCUCAACCUUACUUCAAUAUUUCACAAGAUACAUUGAAACGGUGAGAAACCAACAUGCAUUGGAUGCGGCAGCUCUCCUAUCUGCCAAUCAGAGACUUGAUAAGGUGAAGCAAGAGUUGGCUAUGGCUGCUAAUGCAAAAAACCAGGCACUCAACCAUGCUAAGGACAUGUCGAAAAAUAUAGAGAUUCAUGUAGAGAAAGUGGAGAUUGUUUCUGCGAUCUGGUUCAAUUGA
Fraxinus pennsylvanica is the source of this 1332-nucleotide messenger RNA. NCBI's taxonomy places the organism in Eukaryota, Viridiplantae, Streptophyta, Magnoliopsida, Lamiales, Oleaceae. The record is from the annotation of a GenBank genome assembly.